Molecule: messenger RNA, 3221 nt
Organism: Dioscorea cayenensis subsp. rotundata (Guinea yam)
Lineage: Eukaryota; Viridiplantae; Streptophyta; Magnoliopsida; Dioscoreales; Dioscoreaceae
Product: probable E3 ubiquitin-protein ligase HIP1
Exons: 8
Coding region: 956-3076 (706 amino acids)
Molecular function (GO): ubiquitin protein ligase activity
Source: RefSeq, a predicted model, not a curated record
CGUUCAAAACGCCCUCCUUUUCCUCCUUUUCCCCUUCGCUUUCUCAUUAUCUUUAUCUUCCCCAAUUUCCCAUCUAAUCUAUUCAUUCUCCGGGCGAUCUCUUCCUUGCGAUCGCUCUCAAUGUUUUGAUCCUUUUGGUUCCUUUAAUAUCCCCGUGGGGUUGGGGGAAAGUUGGGUUUUUUAAUUUAUUUAUAUAUAUAUUUUUUUGGGGGAUAGAUAGUGAGGACUGUUGAUGAUCUUUUGAAUUGGUGGAUCUGGAUCUGUUGCUGUUCUGGUUUCAGUUUCUGAUGAUUAGAUAGCGUUUGGCACACCAGCUAAACCAGCAAGUUCCAUGAUGAUUCAUUCAGUGGUGACCAAUAUAGUUGAUGCUAAAGCAGAAUAUAUUGAAAUAACCAGUUAUUAUGGUUCUUAUUGUAUUGUGAAUUGUUGCUUCAGAGGUAAGUGGGAAUAGUUGCACUAAAAUUUUCUUUAAGUGUCUGAAUAUGACCAAGAACUCAAACAAUAUUGUGGUAAUGUGGUGAUGGUCAAGUAGCGGAAGGAACUUCAUGAAGCUUGACAAGGUUGUGCACAUGUGAAGGGAACAUCUAACAUUUUUGUGUACUAAAUUAUCAUGUGGAAUUUAAUGGCUUCUAAUUAGUAUUACUUAGAGAUGCAGGAUGUGCUUAAGUUCAAAGUUGGCAAGAAUACCAUAUAAAUAUGUUAGAGGAUACAUGUUUACGGAGUACCUGAAACAAGGCUUUGGUGCAUAACAAACUGAUUUCAAUUUUAGUUGUUGCAUAUAUGAUUAACUUUUUAUUUAUGCCAGGUUCUGCAAGUUCAGGUCACUUUGCGAAGGCAUUGCAUGUGGAUGAAUUUUAAUUAUGCCUUAGUACUCCCAUACUAUCAGAGGGGAGAACAACAAUAGUCCUAGUGCAAAGACAAAGGAUUUCCUGAGGCCUUUGAAUUUAACUCUGUCAUGGAUCAGCAAACCUACUGUAAUACAGUGUUUCAUAAUCCAGUGGAGUCACAGGAUAUUCCAGAUUAUUUAUUUUCUUCAAACAGUGCAAAUACAUCAUAUGAAAAUCUGACUACUCAAGGUUCUACCAGCUUGAGCAUCUGGCAUUCUGGUGAACCUAGCUCUAGUGGGCACUCAGUUAACUAUUGUCACUGUGAUGGACCCAAACAGGAACAUAUGUGGCCAUCUUCUAUGAACAUUGAUGAAGAAAGUCCGGCGUUGGAAGAAAGAGAUUUUCAAGCCACUGGCCCACUCUCUUUGGAAAGAGUAAAUAUAAAUCUUAAUAGCAAUCAUGUAGUUGAUGCAGAUUCAUUUUUACAAGAUCCCAACUCUGGCGAUGUUCCUCAAAGUUCAGAUAUGGAUGUUCGUCAUAACACUACGACAAGUCCAGCUUCAGAAACAGAGCCAAGGUCUCUUCCUUACAAUACAGUUUUAAUGCAAUCUGCUUAUUUGCCAUCCACAAGCAGGACACCAAAUCCCUCUGGAAGUUCUUCUGGAUGCCCAGGAAUAGUAUUAGAUGAUAGUGAUAGCAGAUCAGAAGCUUCAUUAGAUAGCCGAAGGUUGUCUUGCAAGAGAAAGAACAUUGAAGGUGUUUCAGGUCAGGCUUCAUCAAGUGGUAAUGCAGGUUUCCCCUUCCACAAUGAAAACAGUUCACUGCAUUCUGUUUCUGCGCCUCAUAAUGUGGCAACUGUUAUAAACAUCUCUGGUUCUUCUACUGAAGCAGCUGGUUCAAAUCCUUCUGAAGUUCAGUCAACUGAAAGGUCCAGUGCUAUUGUGCGAGGUACUGUAUCUGAGAGAUAUCCCAUUUCUGUAGGACGGGUGGAGAACUCAGUAAGAAAUUUCCGAAUGAGGUUCAACCCUACACAUCAGCAUGAUAUCUGCCCAUCUAAUAUACCGACCACUGGUGUUACCAUUAGACAGUCUAAUGUUUGGUCCUCCCAUCAACCAUCUUCUCAUGCUGUUCCAUUGAACCACUCAGUGGAUUCUAGGCUAGCCGUCUCUGGCUCAAGUUCACAACCACAGCAUCAACUCUCAAUGCUAAAUAGAUUAACCCCUGAUGUGCACUCUAGCCAAUGGAAUGGAGAUGCCAAUUCAAGAGUAGGCAGCCAACCUAGUACUGGUGAUUCAGGGGAGCGAUUGAAUUCUUCAGGAGAGGAAGUUCGCUCAAGAAGCAUUCAUGGAAACAGUAUUUCAGGGCAUUCUCUGCUUGCUUACCCAUAUGAUAUCAGGCAGACAGGACAAGAUCCAACACAUCUGCAUAUAGGUAAUGUAAGCUCUAAUGUUCCUCAAAAUACUUUGCCUGCUUCAAGAGCUGGCACAAGUUCAGGAACUCAUUCACCAGUUGGGGCAACUUGGGUGCCUCAGCACAUUCUCCAUGGUCAGCAACAGCUAUUGGAGGCAGUGCGUAGGCCUCCUCACCUUGGCAGUUCUGUACGUGGAGAACGAAGUAAUAUUGUACCUGCGCAUCCUUCUAGUCAUUUGGUAAGCUCACAUGAAACAAACCAUCAUUCUGGUGUUGGUUUUCAUGGUAGCCAUCAAUCAUUGCUGAGGUCAGCUUUUUUAGCGGAAAGGCAGAAUGAUGGUGUUCUUAGUGCGCCCUUGUCAAUAAGAAAUCUUGCAGCAGUGAGAGAAAGCAGAUACAGAAUGCUAUCAGAGAUUCGCAAUGCCUUGGAUCUAAUGCGCAGGGGGGAGAAUUUGCGAUUUGAGGACGUUUUUGUACUUGACCAGUCAGCGUUCAUUGGUGGUGGUGCUGACCUGCACGACCGACAUAGAGACAUGCGACUUGAUGUGGAUAAUAUGUCAUAUGAGGAGUUAUUGGCAUUAGAAGAACGAAUAGGAAACGUAAGCACCGGACUUGGUGAGGAGAAAAUUUCAGAGUGCCUCAAGCAACGAGUAUACAUACCUUUAACGGAAUCAUCGAAUGAAAUGGAACCAUGUUGUGUGUGUCAGGAAGAGUAUGUUGAAGGAGAAGAUAUUGGGGCACUAGAAUGUGGGCAUGAUUUCCAUGCAGCUUGCAUCAAGCAAUGGCUAACGCACAAGAACUUGUGUCCCAUUUGUAAAACAACUGGCCUGGUUACAUGAAAUGGGGAAGGUUUAUGCCCUGCUAAUCUCAAUCUGAAUGGGAGGGUGAUCCUUGUUGAGUGAACAUUUUGCACUUAUCUUUUUAUUAUAUAUAUGUCCAUGACUCUGGUCAAUAAUAUUCUUGACUUAUUGCAAGUUUAUGCCU